AUUAAAAUUUGUAUGUAUUUGCAUCCGUGUUUGGAAUUUGGAAUUAAACUCAGCAAUUUCUUGAUGUUGCGAAAUAAUUAAUUUUUAUUGAAUUUUUCAAUUAAAAUAUUUGUUGAUGAUUUUUAUCAAUCAAAAGAAAUUGGUUUCUCAUAUGAAAUGAUCAGUUUUAAAAAUGAGUGACGCUGGAGGAUCAGGGAUAUACGAUGCUGAAUAUUCUGAUUCAGAUAAUGAAAGCGAGACUGGUUUAAGUGAGGAGUCAGAUUCUGAUAGCUCGGAUGGUUCAGAUGUUGAAGAAGAAGACAACGACGAUGAAGAAGAAGAAGAAGAUGAGGAUGAUGAAUACAUUACUGAAGAGUCCCAAAUUGUUGAUGUUCCAGCAGCCGCUGGGAUAAGCUCUGAUGAAGGAGGUGAAAAAGAAUCUUGUCCAAUAUGCUUCAAUCGUUUCAUUGGUCAAGAUUUGGGAAUACCAGAGAAUUGUGAGCACAUCUUUUGUCUUGAGUGUAUUAAAGAGUGGUCAAAGAAUAUCAAUACAUGUCCAAUUGAUAGAAAUGAAUUCAAUUAUGUUAAUCUCAAAGCAACACCAAAUGGAAAGGUUUUGAAAAAGAUUAGAGUAAAGGUGCUACCAAAAGAGCCGGAAAAUGCAUUGCAACAAGAAAUAACAUUGUGUGAGGUGUGUCAUCGUGGUGAUAGAGAGGACCGCCUACUUCUUUGCGAUGCUUGUGACCUGGCUUAUCAUUGUGAAUGUCUGGAUCCUCCUUUGUUUCGUGUGCCAGUUGAAGAAUGGUUUUGCCCACCUUGUAGUGGAAUUCUGCAAAAUGGAGCAAUCGCUGGACCUAGUGCACCUCGAUAUCGGAGAGUCAUUCCCAGGACACGAGCAAGUGAAAAUGUACGAACACGAGUUGAAGACAGAAGAACUCGACCUGCCAUUUCUAGAUCUCCAAGUACUGCAAGGAAGAAAACACCUCAGAAGAGAAAGCGUCGUGCAUAUAGGCGUAGCUACAAAAAAGUAGUAACUCUAGCAAGAACAAAAAAGAAUUUAAUGGAUGGAAGCAAAGGAAAAGAUUGUCCCCGCAGUACUGCUGUUAUUGUAACAUAUCGAAGGAGGAGACGCAGAAGGAAGAAGAGAAGAAUUGCAAAAAAAUCUGCAACUGCGAGUAAAUCAAGUGCCCAUUCAGCCCAAAAACGCAUUUCAAAACAUCUGGGUCUAGUUAAACCAUCCAAGGGAGGAUCCAUACCAGAUGUUAAGUCCAAAUCGAAAUCAUCUUCUAAAUCCGUAAUUCCAACUGGUUCCUCCCAUUAUUUAUUUGGAGAUAAAAACCAGCUUAUGGAUUUCAAUGAAAGUUUUCAUGAGGAUGUCCCUGGACCUUCCAGAAGGCAACAAGAGGAAAUAACUCCACAACCCAGUUCGUCAUCUAUAAAUAUCCUAGAUAGUAUCAUGGCUGGUCAAAAAAUACUUCACACCAAAUCAAAUGAUGUCAUUAUUAAAAAGGAUGGAUCCUUGGUGUUGAAGGAUAACAAGACAAAAGAAAAGGGAAUAUUUAAGAAACCAUCUAUGUAUGAUAAAGUAAAGGAAAAAGAAAUAAUUAAAGAACCAAAUACCUCUGAAAGAUUGGAUGAAAAAGAAAAAGGAGCAAUUAAGAAAUCCAAUUUUUAUGAUAAAACAAAUGACCGAAAGAAAGGGAUUAUUAAGAAACCAGAGACCAAUAAUAAAGUAAAAUCUGGUCGUGUGACAUUUGGAGAACCUUCAGAGCUUCAAGUCAGUCUGAAAGCAGAGACACAUUCUGAAAAGAAACCUUCUCCAAUGCUUUUGGCAGCACUUGCUCGGAGAAGAGGAAAUGAAAUGUCUAAUCAAUCUGCCUUGGAUUGUAAAAGUAAAAGCCCCUCUUCUGUAGAAAGAAUUGCAGCUUCAGCAGACAGUCAUCAAUAUUCAUUUUUUAACCAAUCUGAUCAAAAUAUGAAUGUUCAGACUGAUGGUGGCCAUCGAAUUUCCUCAAAAGCAUCAUCAUUUGAUUUGAAAACUGAAAUGAAUGAAAGUUCUUCCUCAUUUGAAACAUCAAAAAAAUCUGCUUAUUUUCACAAAGCUUCAUCUAGGGAGCCUGGAAAAAGUGGUCCAAUAAAAAAUAAUUUCCAAAAUUUCGGGCAAUUCAGUCCAAAUUCAGAUUAUCAGUCUCUGCCUUUCUCCACGCUGGAUACACCUUCUAUUAAGAAUGAAAUCGAUAAUAAAAGAUCACUUUUUAAAAGUGAAAAUUGCAAAAAAAGUCUUGAUAAGUCUUGUCUGUCUGCUAAGCAAGAAUUGAAUACCAAUAGAUUCCAUAGUGUGUCUCAUAGCACUUCAUCUGAAGGCAGCAAAUCUACUAGACAAUCGCAUAUUAAAAAUGGAAACAUUUCUUCAAACGAUCAUGUGAAAAAAACUGGAAUUCAGAAAUGUAUUAAAAAAGAAAAAACAAUUGAUUUACUUUCUGAGGAAUCAGUUGUAGCAAAUAAUAAUUCAAGUGUGACCAGGGUUAUGUCCCCUGAUACUGAAACUGAUUAUGAAGUGGAGGAUACAAUGGAUUUCCUUCCAUCUCAAAGUUUGAUUCCAGAUAAUUCUGAUGAAUUAUUAAGUUCACUUAAUAAGGCUAAGCAAUCACUUUUAUAUAUAAAAAAGGAACCUGUUUCAUUUACUGAAAAGUCAGAUUCAGAAUGUUCCCAAAGUUCAGUUGAACCUUUACAUAAACAGCUUCAGGACAAUUCUCAGUUAUCUCAUAGAUCUUUGAAUGGCAAAACUAGAGAUUUAAAACUAAAAAUAAAGAAAGAACUUGAAUCAUCUGAUGAUGACACAUGCCAAUUCCCAAAUAUAGAGAAAAGUCAUGCUUUUAUUGAAUCUCAUAGAGAAACAAUAAAUGAAAUCAUGAAUGAUGAUGAUACUACUACUAGUUUUGAAGAUUCUCAGAGUAUAAUUACACAAACUGUGGCUGAAACAACAAAAACUUCAAAUACAAAUAGGAUAAAGCCUAAAGUUGAAGUUAAUUCCUCUGAUGAGGAAUCAGACAUUUGUCUUGUUUCAAGCUCUUAUUCACAAUUAAAAUCCAUGAAUAACUUAAAUAAUAAAAAGUAUGCAACUGAAGACGUAUUUAAAAGAAAGAUUAAAGAGGAACAUCCUUCUUCUGAAGAUGAAGGUGGUGAAUCUUGCAGUCUUUUAACUGAUAACUUGCCUUUUAUACCAUUGACUGAGAGAAAUGACUUAUUUAACUCUCACCAAACAAACUCAUUUAGUUGUGGAGUAGCAAUAAAUUCCUCAUUGAAUGAACAAACAAAUGACUUACCAUGCACUCAAUUGGCAAAAACUUCUUGUGACCAAAAAGACAAGUCAUUAUUUACACAUUCCACCAAAUUCCCUCUUAAUGCACAAGAUGAUGUAUGUAAAAUCUCGGAUGAACUGGAGAAUGAUUUACCACCUACUCAGUUUGCUGUACCUGCAUCAGUUAAUUAUAAGAAAGAAGAGGAUGUUUUACCUAGCACGCAACCAUCUAGUCCUUUAUCGAGCAUGCAAAUGGAUGAUUUACCAUGCACACAGUUGGUUGUACCUGCAUUAAUAAAAGAAAUGUUUAAACGAGAAGAUGCCUUGCCAUCCACACGACCAUCUAGCCCAGUGUCCCAAAUGCAAAUAGCCAACUUGGCAAGUACUCAACUAAUGGGUACCUUAUCUAAAAAGACUAUUUUUGAUGAAGAGGAUGAAUUGCCUUGCACACAAUUAGUCAGGCCUGUUUCUAACAUGGAAAUAGAGGAUUUGCCAUGUACACAACUGGCCAUGCCUCUACCUAACAAACAGAUAGAUGGUUUACCAGAUACACAAUUUAUCAAACCUGCACUAGUAAAAUAUAAUUCUAAGAAAGAAGAUAAUGCCUUGCCAGCUACACAACCAUCAAGCUCACUGCCACAAACAGAUGAUUUACCAUGUACUCAGUUAGUGGAGGCAAUAUCAAGUAAAUCUGUUUUUAAUGAAGAGGAUUCAAUUCCGUGUACACAAUUGGCUAGGUCACUUUCUAGUGUGGAUAUAGAAGAUUUGCCAUGUACACAGUUGGCUAAACCUUUGUCUAACAUGGAUAUGGAGGAUUUGCCAUGUACACAACUGGCUAGACCUUCUUCUAUUAUAGAUAUGGAGGAUUUGCCAUGUACACAGUUGGCUAAACCUUUGUCUAACAUGGAUAUGGAGGAUUUGCCAUGUACACAGUUGGCUAAACCUUUGUCUAACAAGGAUAUGGAGGAUUUGCCAUGUACACAGUUGGCUAAACCUUUGUCUAACAUGGAUAUGGAGGAUUUGCCAUGUACACAGUUGGCUAAACCUUUGUCUAACAUGGAUAUGGAGGAUUUGCCAUGUACACAGUUGGCUAAACCUUUGUCUAACAUGGAUAUGGAGGAUUUGCCUUCUACACAACUGGCUAGACCUUCUUCUAUUAUAGAUAUGGAGGAUUUGCCAUCUACACAGUUUGUUGUGCCUGCACCAGUGAAAUAUUUUUCAAAGAAAAAGGAUGCAUUACCAACGAUGCAACCACCUAACUCAUUGCCACAAAUGCAGACAGAUGAUUUACCAAAGACCCAAUUAGUCAAAUCAUUAUCAAAAACUGAGGUUUCUAAUGAAGAAGACACAUUACCAUGCACACAAUUGGCUAGGCCUCUUUCUAGUAUGGAUAUGGAGGAUUUGCCAUGUACACAACUGGCUAAACCUUUGUCUGACAUGGAUAUGGAGGAUUUGCCUUGUACACAACUGGCCAAGCCUCUAUCCAACAUGCAAGUGGAUGAUUUACCUUGUACACAGUUUGCUGUGCCAGUACCAAUAAAAUAUCUUCCUAAGAAAAAGGAUGUGUUAUUGACUGCACAAUCACCAAACUCAUUGUCACAAAUGCAGACAAAUGAUGUACGAAAGACUCAAGUAGUCAAAACAUCUCUUUCUGAUGAAGAAGACACACUACCAUGCACACAGUUGGCUCGGCCUUUUUCUAGUAUGGAUAUGGAGGAUAUGUCAUCUUCACAGCUGGCCAAACCUUUAUCUGGGAUGCAGAUGGAUGAUUUGCCAAGUACACAAUUUGUUGCACCUGCAUCAGUAAAGCGUGCAGCUAAAAAAGAUGAGGAUGCAUUACCAGCUGCACAACCAUCCAGCCCUUUGUAUAAUAUGGAGAUGGAUGAUUUACCAUGCACUCAGUUAGUGAAAUCUUCUUCAGUAAAAUCUCUUUCUGACAAAGGAGAUGAUGAUACAUUACCAUGUACACAACGUUCUAACCCUGUGUCUAACUUGCACUUAGACGAGUCAACAAAUCCUUGCCUUAACCAAAAUACCAAUGUACAAUCAAAAGAACUACCAACUUGCAAUGCUAAUGAUGAUGAUUUUGAUUUACCAGAAACACAGCCAUUGAUUUCUGAUCAACAGCAUUCAAAAUUAGAAAAACUUCUAGAGAAUUCUAGUGAUGAGCUGAUUACUGAUGAGGAAUUGCUUUCCGAUAUUAAGAAGUUAGAAAUUAAAAAACCUAUUCCCAGAAAAAUUGUAGGUAUUCACAAAAAUUUACCUCAAGUUCUGAUGCCUAUUCCAUCCAGAAGGAAUCCUGUCCCCAAACCAUCCAAUCGAAGAACUUUUUCAUUUGAUCAAGUUAAGCAACAAUAUGAUACUACGGAUGAGAAAAAUGCAUUACACGAAAACAUUUCACAUGAAGCAAAAUUAGUUGUCACAAAGAUAGGAGAUCUGUCAACUAUACAAACAUUCUCAUCAGCUCUUAAAGAAAAGCAACAAGUAUCAUCCAAAUGUAAAACUGAAAAUCCAAAUAGUUUAAAAGAUGAAAUAUAUUCUGCUCCUAAUUGUGAUUUCAAAAUUAAAACUGAUAAAAAUAAUGUUCCUCCUGAUAGUGAAAUUGAAAUUAUAAAUGAUGACGAAACAGGGACAAAAAGCAUUGAGGAAGUUGUACUUAGUUCAGAUGAGGAGGAUCUUCCUGCUACUCAGUUUAUUGUUAGAGCCUCUAAUCAAUGCUCAAGGUUGCCAAAUCAAGGGAAACUUGAAAAUGUUUGCAUUUCAGUUAAAAGAGAACAUAAUACCUCUGAUAUUUUGCCUGAAACUCAAAAGUGCACUGGAAACAACAAGUCUGCUGAUGUUGUUGAUAUAAGUGAAGAUUGUUUUGAGAAGUUGGUAGUGAAAAAGGAAAUUAUUUCAGGUGACCCUGAGAUAGAGAUUGUUAAAACUUUAAAUUCAGUGUCUGUGAAGCAAGAAAAAUGUGAAGAAGAUAUUUUAAGGGAGGUCAAAAUUAAACCAUUGCAGCAACUUAAUGGCAAAGUUUUAACUUCAGUGUCUGUGAAGCAAGAAAAUUGUGAAGAGGAUACUUUAAGGGAGGUCAAAAUAGAACCAUUGCAGCAACUUAAAACUGAAGAACAAGUUGGUAGAUUGAUAAAAAGUAAAAAUGAAUCUCUUGAUUUGGAAGAUAGUACUAAUGUAAGAAACAUUCAAUAUGCAGAUAAAUGCAAAAAUCAGAAAAUGUCAAAUGGUGAAGACAUUUACAAUGACAGUAUCAAUAAAUGUGCUUUAGGUCUUGAAAAACAUGUUAGAGAACAUAAAAUUAUUAUUAAUGAUCAUAACAGGAAAAAAGCAAAAGGUCAUUCUAAUUCCUCUGAAGACAAACUGAAAAUCGAAAAUGGGAAGAAAAAUAAACCUGAAAGGAAUCCUGAAAUAGGGACUCAUUCGGAUGUUGAAAAUAAGGUUGAAACCAAAACUAGCAGCAGAUCAUUAUCUAAAACUAAUGGUAAUUCUAAAAUAAAAGUAAAUACUGAAAAUGUAAAUCAGUUAAAACUAAUUAAUAAAGAUAAAAAAUCUAAAACUGAGCAUAUCAGUCCUAGUCAAACUCAUGCUAAAAUUGAGCCUAUUAAAAACCAUAAACUUGUGACUGAAAAAAGUAAGUCUUCCUCAAAAGAAAAAAAUUAUUAUGAAGAUAGCAAAAAACGGAAGUUAAGCAAUUUAGAUAAUUCUGAGAAAGUGCAAAACCAUAAAAAACUUAAAGGGGAUAGUCUUACUAUAAAAAAAGAGCCUCUCUCAGAUAAAAAUGGAAAAUCUAGUCUUAAGAAAAAUUUUGAUGUUAGGAAAGAUGCUCAUGAAUUAAAAAAUAAUAUUAAAAUGGAGGAUAGUAGAAGAGAAUCAUCUGAAAAGACUAUAAAAACUGAUAAAAUAUCUAACUCAGGGAAAGUCAAAGAAGCUGUUGUAGGCUAUGAUAGCAAAAAUAGAAAGGAUGAUAAAUAUGCAAAGAUCCACAACAAAAAAUUUGAAAGCAAAAGUUCUAAUAAAUCAUCUUCAGAAAUGAAUUUAAAAAUAAAAGAAUCUGAUGCACAUGAUAAAAAAGGGAAUAUUAAACAUGUAAAUUCUGACAACAAAUGUAAAGGAUAUGGAAAUAUUCCAUUUAGUGAAAAAGAAAGGCCGAAUGGUAAGAUUAAAGCUGAAUCGGAUUCUAUUCAGAAAGUAAAGAAUCAGCUUAAAGAUUCAAAAACCAAUUUCAAAAAUGAAUCAGCCAAGACAAACCUUGUGCUAAAAAGAUCAGCUUCGAAUGAAGGUGAAAGAAACACCAAGAGACCUCAUCGUGAGAGUCUUUCUUGCAGCGAAGAUACUAGUGAUUGUCACAGUGAUUAUUCUAGAAGCUCUGUAAUUUCAUCAGAAUCGAAUUUCCGAAAAAAGUACAAACACCAAAGAAAUGCUUUAAAUGUUCUAAAUGAGGUAGCUGAUGAAAUAAUCAGUUCCUCUAAAGACUGUAAGACUGAUAUCUUGAAUCAAAAUGAAGAUGUGACUUUUGAGGUGAUGAAAAGAAAUAAAAAUCCUUCUGCAGUUGGAAGAAAAGUUGACAAAGCUCAUUUAAAGGAUGAAAUAGCAGCAGAAGUAAAAAUUGCACUGAAGCCUUUUUAUUCAGUGGGGCUGAUUGAUAAGGAUGAUUACAAAGAUAUUAUGCGAAAAGCUGUGCCAAAAAUCUACUUGAAUUGUGGUAAUUAUGUGAUUCCAGAAAAAAUCAGGAACUUGGUGUCUAGCUAUGUUAAAAAAUUGACAAACUCUUGACAUUCAUCAAAUGGAAACUUGUAAAAAUUGUGCCGUCCUUAUUCCACCCACCUCCGUUCGCCAAUUUAUUGUACAGAUUUUUUUGUAAAUUUGUAUAUUGCAAUGUAUUAAAGUUUCUAUAUAACAUGUUA
Argiope bruennichi is the source of this 8184-nucleotide messenger RNA. RefSeq lists its product as uncharacterized. The record is from RefSeq and is a predicted model, not a curated record. Lineage: Eukaryota; Metazoa; Arthropoda; Arachnida; Araneae; Araneidae. The transcript is spliced from 13 exons. Bases 173 to 8053 code for a protein of 2626 amino acids.